Papaver somniferum (opium poppy) is the source of this 4121-nucleotide messenger RNA. RefSeq names its product putative F-box protein At1g58310. Lineage: Eukaryota; Viridiplantae; Streptophyta; Magnoliopsida; Ranunculales; Papaveraceae. The transcript is spliced from 6 exons. The coding region runs from base 2508 to 3356 and encodes 282 amino acids. The record is from RefSeq and is a predicted model, not a curated record. Gene Ontology annotation, molecular function: protein binding.
AGGUGAGAAGAUGUAUUUUACUUUUCUUUUUGUCUCGAAGAAGAAAGCUCUUCCCCCUUUACGACAUGGAUCUGUUAAUCUCUACUUUUUUCUUCAUCAUCAGAUUAUCCUCUUCCGAUCGAAAAACAAUAAAUGGGAAACUAGAAGGAAAAACAGGAUAAAGAAAAACAGUAACAAGAAAAAGGGCAAAACAGGAUAAAGAAAAAGGUCCUACCGGGAGUCGAACCCAGGUCGCAGGAUUCAAAGUCCUGAGUGCUAACCACUACACCAUAGAACCAGUUGGGAUUUUUGGUGUUUUUUAAAGGGAGAUGUUGAACUAGAACUGCAGUGCAAAUGUGAUUACUUAUCCUUUUUGAUAUGUGGAUCUUGCAACCAACAUAAAUCUCAAGUACAAGCCUGCAGAUUCAUAUUAUUAAGCGGUGGCUUAUUAGCUGUGAUAAAUAUUCAAUUUAUGAGUGCAAAGGUUGGUGCAGUAUAUCCAGAUCGCAGUGUUAAUAAGAAAACUUAAAGGGACAUCUACUUCUAGUGUACGAGUUCCCCUUUGGAACUCGUACAUAUAGGAGAAUUUUAACUACUUGUCGGUUACACAUGUGUUUCAUGGUAUGUGCAAACAGGGAGCCAGGGGAAUUAUUCAUUAUUGGAUGACUCUUACUUAGGUCAUCCACCUCCAAUGACCCGAACGAUUUUGAGUAGCACCCACCUGUUUUUGGUCAGUUAUUGUUUGCUUAGUAGUUAUAAGCCUCUUCUGUAAAAAGAAAAAAUUUAAUUGCCGCAGAAUUUCUUUUUGUUGGUAAUAUUCUUAAAUUUCAAAUUCAUGAUGGUGAAGAGCUUCGUCAUCGAAGGCUGACAGGUUGCGUUGGGUGAGAUGACUGAGCUACUACAUGGAGAUUAUAACGCUGAUCAAUUGCCAAAGGGGUUGGUUCUUUUUAUUUUCAUGUAUACAAUUCACACAUCUUUUUAUGGUUUUUGGGAGUUGACAAGUUUUACACCAUCACUCGAAUCACCGCGGCAGAAACUUAGAUUAUGCCCUUUCAAUAUGAAUAAACAAUGGAUAACUGUAGAGCGAGUGAUCCUGGCCUGUUAAGCGUUCAAGCUGUCAUUGUGACUACUAAUACUUUUAUGUGAAAUAUAUUUUGAAGCACAAAAGGGGUUGGUUCAACAGCGCCAGAUCCAUCAGAGUUUGAAGCUGUGCCACUUGGGAAGCCAAAAAGACAACGAGACCGAAAGGGUGAAUUGUUGCACAACGAGUAUAUGGUCUACAAUGUGGAUCAGAUUCAAAUGCGGUAUCUAAUUUUAACUACAAAUGGUGAUGUGCAGAACAGUUAGCAGUCCAUCCAAAACUCAUCCGUGAUUGAGAAACCUCUCAUUUAGCGGGGUGGAGUAUGUGAAGAGUUCAUACGAUAUAAAGGCAAGGUGGUCUUUUUUUGGUCUUGAAUCUGUCUAGCGGUUGGAGUAUCCAAGGAUUCAGCGGUGGUAUGUCCUUGUAGUUAGAGAUUUAGAGAUUUAAUCCGCAUAGUGUCAGGACCAUUGGUGCAGAACAGGCAAAAACAACUAGCUUUCUGGCAGUAUAUUCCAAUUUUGUCACACUAGUAGGAGAAAGUCCCCUGCAAGCAUUUCAGUUCUGAAUAAAGAACUCUGGGAGGAAGUGUAGUUUUCCAAAAACCUCUCCAGGAGAUGGAACUCUGAGCUACACGAUAACUCUUGGAUUGGCUGCUUGUUUGAAUGGCUUUAUGAGCAAAUUUGACAGUAAAAAUGUCAUUUGAGUUCGGUUUCCACAAAAGUUUAUCCAUCUUGUGCCAGAGACAGGAAUUCUAGUUGAACAAAUAUCUUCUACAGUCUCUUGUCAAUUAGAGAAUUCUAGUUGAACAAAUGUCUUCUACAGUCUCCUCUUGCUGUGCGAUGAUACCGGAAUUUUGCAGAGACGGCCGAAAUUGACUACUUUGCCCUUGACCUGCGGGAUGAGCUCCUCCUAGUUAACUGGGAUAUAGCCCCCCACUUGGUACAAAUAUGGACGGACCAGCCCAAGUUGAGAGGGUUUUCUCUUGCUCACUUCAAGAAGGUCAAUUUCGCCCUAGCUUUUUCCCGCUUCUCAACACUCUCUCUCUCUCUCUCUGUAGAAACCUUCAAGAUUAAUGGAGCCGACUGAGAUGAAAUUGUUAUAGCAAUUUCCGAAAUCAAGUCUUCCAGAAAUCCAUCGAAGCAGUCCAACAUCACUCACUGGUAUGGUAACAUUCAAUUUUUAGCAUCAAAACUUGUUUUGUGUCUUCUGCUCGUUUUAAAACCCUAAGUAUUAGAUAAUUACAUUUCUAUUUAGGGUUCAUUUUAACUUUUUUUUGACCAAUUUUUGCUCUAGUCUGGUAUAUAAGAAGAGUUGUCUGUGUGGAAGAGCAGUCUGAUAGGAAAUGAAAAACAAGUUCUAGGUAUUGCUAUAAAUAGUUUUACUUACUCUAGUCUGGAAUUUUAAGAUUCUCUAACUUCAGCCUUUUAUCUGUUACGCUUUUAAGAUAAUGGAUUUGAUAAAUGGGAAGCUAAUGAAGGGACAGAACAGCGUAAGUGGGGCAGAAGAAGAUAGGAUCAGUUUAUUACCUGACUCGCUUCUUCAUUACAUCAUUUCCUUUCUUGAUAACAAGUGUGUUGCUCGUACUAGCUUAUUAUCUAAGCGAUGGAGUCACAUUUGGACCUCUAUUCCUACCCUUGAUUUUCAAUUCCCUGACAAUUCUUCAGAGACCACUAAAUUUAUGGAUUUUGUAGAUAGAACGUUGCUUCUUCACGAUUUCUCAAGUAUAAAGAAGUUCUCUCUCCACUGGUUUUGGAGCGAGAAUCAUUUGAAUGCUUGUAAGAUUAAUUCAUGGAUUUCUGCUGUCAAAAAGCAUAAAGUUGAAGAGAUCAGUAUUUUUCUACACCAACUGCUCCCCGGUUCUAUUCCUCUGGCUCUUUUUACUAGUAAAUCACUAGUUACUUUGGAGCUAAAUAUACAACCGAAUAUCUGUCUUCCCGUGUACAUCUCUUUUCCGAUGCUCAAACGUCUUAAACUUUGUGAAGUCAAAUUCAGCGACGAAUGGUCGAAUGGGCAGCUCUUUUCUAGUUUCCCAGUGCUUGAAGAUUUGGUUCUGGAAUGCUGCACUUCUCAUAUGAAGAAUUUCUGUAUUUCAAUUCCUGCAUUGAAACUCUUGACAUUUGAAAAUCAUUAUGAACAGGAAGAUUGUUUAAAAGAUUGCUCUCUCAGGAUUCAUGCACCUAGUCUUGUUUUUCUAACUUAUCUGAGUGGUGUUCCGAAGGAAUUUAUCUUGUCUGCCUUUCCAACACUAGUUGAAGCAGAGGUUUCAUUUUUGGUUGACGAAGAUUGUUAUGGUUAAACAUGAGAGCAAAGGAUAGGUCAUGCUGCAGCUAUAAGUGGAUUUCUUCGAGCGCUUGAACAUGUAAAACAUCUAUCUAUCUCUGAUGAAACCCUGCAGGCUAGGCCCUCUCCUUUGCAGAUGAUCGGUUAAACAACUUGCCAACAUUUCUUAAUGUUAAACAGUUGACGAUAACCGAGGAAGUAGACACUGAUGAAAUAUUAUAUGCUGUACUUAAAGCAACACCAAAUGUGGAGUCACUCAUAUUUGAGAGGGUGAUGAUGACGGUGUGCAUAAUGAUGAUGGUGAAGAAAACCAUGACAAUGAAGCCAACAACUCUGUUGCGGUCGAAGAGGAAAACAACCACACCAAAAAAGACGAUGGUUGGAAGCUCGAAAUGGUUCAUACUGGACAUUUAUUUCUUCAUCUCAAAUCCGUCUGCUUUCAACAAUUUAUUGGGAAGGCGAGGGAGAUGAGGUGGGUCAAACUGAUUUUGAAGAAUGCAAAACUUUUGCAAACAAUGAUUAUCUCAUGCGGAACUGAUACUGCGGUGUGCUUUUCUAAUCCAAAAAGCAAAGAAGAGCUUAUGGUAGAGAUACCAAGUUUUGCAAGAGCCUCUUCAAGUUGUGUGUUCAAAUUCUCCUCUUUUAUUGAUGACUGAUAUAUUGAUCCCACACCUUUUGGAUGCUUGUCGUUUUAUCUCAGUUAUUGUAAGUUGAAAAAUCUGGUAAAUUGUAAUCAUCUUUGUUAUAUUGAUUCCUCCUACCUCUGCAAUUAAGUGCAGGA